AUAUAUGUGUAUUAAAAAGCAACAGUUCACAGAUGACUGUGGAGCAGGCAAAGUAGCUGUUGUUUGGUCGACAACUGCUUUAAACAACGGCAUCAUUCAACACCAGCAGCAACCCCUCCUCUACCACCACCACCACCACCACCACCACCAACAACAACAACAACAACAACAACAACAGCAACAGCAACAACAACAACAACAACAGCUAGAAACAACUACAGCAGCGAUAACAACAGCUUUAGGAACCUCAUCAACUACACCUCAAACAACAUCAUCAUCAUUAUUAUUAUUAUUAUUAUUAUUAUUAUUAUUGUUAUUAUCAACAGCGCCCCCCACCGAGCACUGUUAUCUUCGUCGGGUUUGUCAAUGUUUGGAACAGGCCGAAAAUCCGAAACAUAACAUCGACCGACGAUAUGGGGAUCAAACGCACAGUGGGUCCCAGUCUGCAUCUUCCCCUUCUUGGAUGUUGGGGUUUGUUUAUUGUGACAGUGGUCUACCCUAACUGUGUUUUGUCUCUACAGUUAAUGCCAUUAACAUCGUCGUCGUCAUCUUCUGCCUCCUCUUCCUCUUCAUUAUUGUCAUCAUCGUCGUCAUCAUUAAAGACAAAACAUAGUAAUAAUGCUGCUGAUGGUCUGACCGGGCCGCUGGCUCGAAACAGCAGCGCACGGCUGAAAGCGCGGCGGCGUGUCGGCCGAUUCGACUGCGUCGUCAGUGCCUGGUCGUCCUGGACCCGGUCCGGAGCCUUCCAAGUGAGAUAUAGGUCCCGCUUACAGAAGUCAAGAAAUGGGGGUUUACGAUGUCCUCCGCUCGUCACCGCCAGGAAGAUUCGACACAAUCGUCAACUCUCGGCCCAGUUGCCAUUCGCUGAAGCCAGCCGUCGCUUUCUCAGCAACGUCAUCAGGGGUGGAUCCCUUGCUGGAGAUGAAGCAACAAAUUUGAAUAGCUUCUCUCGUUCCAAGCACCACAGUAACAACAGUUAUAUUGUGAAGCACAAAGUAUGGCCGGAACGCUUGCUGCUGACUGUCCUUGAUGACAGCCUCUGCGUGAAAAGCUCAACACUCGGCUUGAAAACCAAGUUCCUCGUUCUCAGUCUAUUGGAAUCCUUGUGUGGCAGCACCUUCGAUAAGAAUGCUCCGACUGUUGGUCUUCAGACAUAUUCUGUCAAAAGCCGGUUAGUCAUGCCACUGAAGAAGCCGGCAACGAAACGCGAUCUGCGACACGCUAUCUUAUCUUACCACACUAAUUCUAUAAAACUUCUGCAGCUCGACCGUGCUUUGGACCGUACUGUGUCCAUCUUAAGUACAACCAUGAGAAAGAAGAAAUACUGGCGCAGUGCAGUGUUGUUAGUGUUAAGUUCUUGGAAUUACUGCGAUGAAAAUACUCUUGGAGAAGCGGUACUUAUCAAAGAGCAUUCUGACGUCUAUGUUCUUCUCAUCGGACCGGAACCGGAUUCCACCCAAAUAGUUUGCUUCUCGAGCCUGGCAUCGCAACCUAUUCAAGACCACUACAUCAGGCUUCCGGACUCGGAGACUCUAAAUCAGUUCAUUGGAAGAGUUCUUGUAGCCCAGUUCAAAAACACGUUCUGUUACAAUCAAUGAAGAUGGCGGCAUCAUCUCUGGUCAAAACGCUUGAAAUGAUAACAUUAAACAGAGGUUUCAAAACAUCUCGUUACUCUUCAGUAAAAUAAAAACUAAAGCUUCUAAAAACUGGACUCUGCCGAACUGAAAUAUAUCAAUGUACAGCUUGACAUGUAUUUGACGUUCUGCUCUUUUCUGUAGGUGUUAGAUAUUUAAGCAAUGGUGGGCAGUUUAUGACCUUCCUAGAGAUUUUGCUAAAGACGAAACAAAUUUUCAAGCAGUGUUUUAUCGACUUAUUUGAUUAUGAUCUCUGAUUAAGUCUACUUCCAGAACACUAUCGACGUCUCUUUUUCCAUAUUGGUUUUAUUUGUUCCUUUUAUGAGAGUUUAUAUUAAUUAUUAUAUUUCUGCUUUUUGUGUAGCAAACCAAAGACCUUCUAAUUCAAGUCACCGGCUUGACAAGAUUACAAGGUUUCGAUUCUUGGUCGUUGCUAUUGUUUAUCUCUGGAGAUAACUUUGGAAAUGGAGGAAGGCAACAGCCUCAUAUCCUUCAAUGUUUGCUCUGUAUAUGUGAAACUUUAGUUUAUUCAACAAACUAUUGUACAGUUUUCUUCAGAUUGUAACAUAUUAGCUUCAGUAAAGUUUGAAAUCAAGACAA
Messenger RNA from Octopus bimaculoides (California two-spot octopus), 2234 nucleotides. RefSeq lists its product as uncharacterized. Lineage: Eukaryota; Metazoa; Mollusca; Cephalopoda; Octopoda; Octopodidae. The record is from RefSeq and is a predicted model, not a curated record.